UACCUUUUCUACCCCUCAUUAGCAUUUCAAAUUCAAGAUAUCCGUUACAAACACCAGAAACCCCCAAAUUCAAAAACAAAGCUCACAGUGAAAUCAGUCCACUGUAAUUUUUACACACUCCAUCUCCAGUCGGCCGGAUUUCUUCAUAUUUGGAAUUGAACCAACAAUGGGGAAACUCGAAGCGAAAUCUGACUACGAAGAACUCAGAAAAUCUCGUAUUGUCGAAAACCAGGCGAGAUUAGCUUCUCUCGGGCUUCAGAAAACCAUAUCCGAACUUCGAUCUCUGAAUUCGUCGCCGAAAUCGGAUAAAACCCAUGUUAGAAAAUACUGCAAAGCUGAUUACAGCUCCACCCCUUUGCGCCGUUCGUCUCGAUUGAGUGGAAAACCGCCUUCGUCGAAAGGGGAAUUAUGCUAUUCGAGUGAAAAUGAAGAGGAGGAGAGGGGUGUGCACGGGCAUACGGUGAGAGCUAGAAGGGGUACGAAUAGGCGGCAGAUUCCGACAGAAGCUUUGGCUCGGCGCUGUGAAAGCAAAGGCAGAGGCAGUUUGUAUGAUCCUCUUUAUGGGAUUUGCUGCCAUUUCUGCAGGCAAAAGAAACUGUGCGGUGAAGAAGGUUGCAAACGUUGCGGUGAUAUGGAUAUGAAUGAACCGUGCAUAGGCAAAACAGAUUGCUCGGUUUGUCAUUCUACCAACGGUAUCCUUUGUCGGGCCUGUCUGAAAAUCCGCUACGGUGAAGAAAUGGAGGAAGUGAGAUCGAAUAAAGAAUGGAUGUGUCCUCACUGUACGGAAGAAAAAAAAAUCAACCCUUACUGGAUAUGUAACAGCUCGUUUUGUCUGAAGAAGCGAAAGAUGAUUCCAACUGGUAUAGCUAUAUAUAGAGCUAGAGAAAUGGGAUACAAAUCGGUGGCGCAUUUGCUGAUGGACGAGCUUCAACAAGCAGAUGCAAAGAAGAUGAUGGUUGUUAAGGCUUAGCUUAAUGGUAUUGAUUUUUUUCUCGGGUUUAGCGAAUUCAAGAAGAAAUUGUAAGGCCGAUUUAAGAAGAAACAAAAAAAUGAUGUAAAUUAUAUGUUAGGUUUAUUGGAGCAAAUUUACUUUUUGCUCAUAGGCAUAUUUGGAUUAUGGAGUUAAAUAUAUCAUCCAAACACAGGACUGAAUAUCAUUUUGAUAUUUGAUUCAA
Erythranthe guttata (spotted monkey flower) is the source of this 1175-nucleotide messenger RNA. RefSeq lists its product as uncharacterized. Gene Ontology annotation, biological process: regulation of DNA-templated transcription. Gene Ontology annotation, cellular component: nucleus. The record is from RefSeq and is a predicted model, not a curated record. NCBI's taxonomy places the organism in Eukaryota, Viridiplantae, Streptophyta, Magnoliopsida, Lamiales, Phrymaceae.